This is a messenger RNA of Sphenostylis stenocarpa, 189 nucleotides long. The record is from the annotation of a GenBank genome assembly. NCBI's taxonomy places the organism in Eukaryota, Viridiplantae, Streptophyta, Magnoliopsida, Fabales, Fabaceae.
AUGGCAGGUGCAAGAGCUAGUGGCAUGAACAAUGGAAGAAGCAUCCCAAGGAGGUUCUCUGGGCGUCCAAUUCCAAAGCGGGGACAAGUCAAAGUUGGAAUUGUUGUGGGCCUUGCAAACUCUGUUGCUUCCAUCUUCUCUCGCAACAGAGCCAGAGGCUCCGCUACACUUUCUCACCUCGCACACUAG